Molecule: messenger RNA, 303 nt
Organism: Ostertagia ostertagi
Lineage: Eukaryota; Metazoa; Nematoda; Chromadorea; Rhabditida; Trichostrongylidae
Source: the annotation of a GenBank genome assembly
AUGGAUACGGUAGGCAAUCUCGUCGGUGUUCCCACAUUUCCCAGCUAUGUUCCACCGCUGAUGAUGGAGAGCAUCGAUGAAAUGAAUUUCUAUGAGAGAACAAAGAGUUUCAUUGGCUACAACCUUGGUAACAUUCUGUACCCCAGAGACAGCGAUAAUGAGACAGUAUUGGGAUCCCAAUUCCCAGACAUCAUGGAUCUAGCAAGCAAAUGCCCGCUGGUUAUGGCCAACUCUAAUGAACUGUACGAGUUCCCCAGACCAACACUCGCCAAAGUUGUGAACAUUGGUGGACUUGGGAGUUGA